AUGCCGUCGACACACAAAAAGGAAAAGCCGUGGGAUACGGACGACAUUGAUAAGUGGAAGAUUGAGCAGUUCAAGCCCGAGGACAAUGCCGGCGGCACGUUUGCCGAGGAGUCGUCCUUCAUGACGCUCUUCCCCAAGUACCGCGAAGUGUACCUGAAGGAAGCCUGGCCGCUCAUCACCAAGGCGCUCGAGAAGAACGGCAUCGCCUGCACUCUAGACUUGGUCGAGGGUUCGAUGAUGGUCAAGACGACGCGCAAGACCUUUGACCCUGCCGCCAUCCUCAACGCCCGCGACCUCAUCAAGCUGCUGGCGCGCAGCGUGCCCGCGCCGCAGGCCGUCAAGAUCCUCGACGACGGCGUCGCGUGCGACGUCAUCAAAAUCCGCAACCUCGUCGGCAACAAGGACCGCUUCGUCAAGCGCCGGCAGCGCAUCCUGGGCCCGGACGGCUCCACGCUCAAGGCGCUCGAGCUGCUGACCGAGACGUACAUUCUCGUGCACGGCAACACCGUGUCCGUCAUGGGGCCCUACAAGGGCCUGAAGGAGGUGCGCCGCGUCGUCGAGGACUGCAUGGCCAACAUCCACCCCAUCUACCACAUCAAGGAGCUCAUGAUCAAGCGCGAGCUCGCCAAGGACCCGGAGCUCAAGAACGAGAGCUGGGACCGCUUCCUGCCGAACUUCAAGCGGAAGACGCUGAGCAAGCGCCGCACGCCGUACGCCGUCACCGACAAGACCAAGAAGAACUACACGCCCUUCCCGCCGGCGCCGGAGAAGAGCAAGGUCGACAAGCAGAUUGAGAGCGGCGAGUACUUUUUGGGCAAAGAGGCCAAGCAGCACGCCGCGCGCACGGAGAGGCUCGAGAAGCAAAAGGUGCGCAAGGUGGAAAAGGCAAAGGAGCGCGAGGCCGAGUUUGUGCCGCCCGAGGAGGGCGAGCGGCCCAAGAAGAAGAGAAAGAAGGCCGAGUGA
This is a messenger RNA of Akanthomyces muscarius, 963 nucleotides long. RefSeq lists its product as uncharacterized. Bases 1 to 963 code for a protein of 320 amino acids. Gene Ontology annotation, cellular component: nucleolus; small-subunit processome. Lineage: Eukaryota; Fungi; Ascomycota; Sordariomycetes; Hypocreales; Cordycipitaceae. Gene Ontology annotation, molecular function: RNA binding. The transcript has a single exon. The record is from RefSeq and is a predicted model, not a curated record.